Pezoporus occidentalis (night parrot) is the source of this 2195-nucleotide messenger RNA. It is a transcript of the gene TTI2, whose product is annotated as TELO2 interacting protein 2. The coding region runs from base 70 to 1614 and encodes 514 amino acids. Gene Ontology annotation, cellular component: TTT Hsp90 cochaperone complex; cytosol; nucleus. Lineage: Eukaryota; Metazoa; Chordata; Aves; Psittaciformes; Psittacidae. The transcript is spliced from 8 exons. The record is from RefSeq and is a predicted model, not a curated record.
AAAGCUCACCCUGGGGUGCGGGAAGCGUCUCUGAGGUGCCGGAAGCGGCCUUGGGGUGCGGGUCACGCUAUGGAGCUCAGCGGCCUAGUGCAAGCGCUGAGGCAGGACGGGCCGCAGCCGCCCCCCGCUGUUCCCCCGGCCGAGCAGGUCCUGCUCCAGCUCGGGCAGCUCCUGUCCGGCGGUGCCCCCAAAGCCGGCGCGGUCCGAGACCUGCGUGCGCUUAUGGAGGCUGCCGACUGCCGGUGGCUCUUCGGGGACCUGCGCCCCGCCACGCUGGGUGAGUUGGUGCUGGCGUUGAGCCGGUACGGAGCGCCCCCGGAGCAGGAGCAAGAGGCUGCGGAUGUGCCCUGGAAGGACGGUGCGUGCGCGGCUGCAGCUGAGAGAGCAGCGGAUGUCGGGGCAGUGCUCCUGCACCUCCUGGUGAAGCUGGAAGCGGCCAAGGCGCAGGAAUCUCUGGGUGCCCCCGUGGUGGGCCCCAUCCUGCGCUGUGUGAUGGGGCCUGUCUACAUCUUCGCAGCAACGCAUAUCGUGGAGAGGCCCUGGACAAACGGGAGGUCUCGGUCGGUGGCACGGGAGCUGCUGGAGUCGCUGGUGCAGGCCGCAGGGUGUGGGUCUGUGGCUGAAUUCCUUCGGGGGAAGAGCGAAGAUGAGGAGGGAAGGUUUGCGGCGGUGAUGGGGCUCUUGAAACAGGAGUUAACCAAAGACACCUGGAAGCGGAACCCUGCCACGAAGCACGUGUUCUCCUGGACUCUGCCUCAUGUCACCCGGCCCUGGCUCAGCCAUUACCUGGAGCGGGUCCUCCCGCCAGCACUGCUCAUCUCAGACGACUACCGGGAGGACAACAAACUCCUGGGUGUGCGCUGCCUGCAUCACAUCGUUCUGAACGUGCCAGGUGCUGAUCUGUGCCAGUUCAACAGGGCUCAGGUUGUGUACCAUGCCCUUUACAACCACCUUUAUUCACGAGAGGCCACUCUCAUCCAGGCAGUGCUGCUGUGCCUGCUGGACUUGCUGCCAGUCCUGGAGAGAGCCCAGCGGCAGCAGAAGCAGGGCAGACCAACCGCUCACUGCGAUGAGGUGCUGCAGCUGGUUCUGACCCACAUGGAGGCAGAGCAUCGCCUUGCGCUGCGGCGGGUCUACGCCAGGGCCCUGCCUGCCUUUGUGCAGAGCCUUGGCAUCCAGACAGCACGGCACCUGAAGAGGCUGGAGCGAGUUAUCCUGGGGUAUCUGGAAGUCUCUGAUGGCCCUGAGGAAGAAGCCCGACUGGGAAUACUGGAGACACUGCAGUGCACCAUAGAGCACGCUUGGCCCAGAAUGCCAUGCAGACUCCCUGUGCUCCUGAAAGCCCUGCUGAAGAUGCUCUGGGAUGUGCACACUGACCAGGGUUCAACACCAGAGCCAGUAAAAGCUGCCUUGCUCCAAGGGGCCACUGAGUGCCUCAUCCUGCUGGAUCGCUCUUCUGAAGGGCAAGUGAAGGACCUGCUGGAAGGUGUGUACAGCAGCUGUGAGGAGAACCGCGUGCGGGAAUGCAUCAGAAAAGUGCGAGAGAACACGCGAGGCCAGCAGGCAGUCGGAGCUGCUGAUCCUUACCGUAUCCUGCUUCAGCCUUUCCAGUAAUUCCUUCUCAAUGGCAUUAUCCAGCUGAGCAGCAACCAGGGCUUUCUCCUAAUGGAGCAGAGAGGAGCUGUGUCAGUUGUCUGAUGUGUGGAACAAAAGCAACAGACACGAGAUGAUGAAAAAGUGGCUUUACCUCUCUUCUCUUCUCCCGCCUUUCAAUCUUCCUGCGUAGAGGAACAAGCUUCCUCCUACAAGGAACAUCAAGUGCUAGUUAGUGCAUCUGUCCACCUCUUUCGUAGCAGAUGAGUAAAUGGUCAUUAAGGCCAACAACCAGCAUUUACAUCAUUAGAAGUGUGGCUAGGUUAAGUGGACUUGGACUAUGCUGCAGUUAAAUCCACUUUAGCCAGGUUCCUGUAUGAGCAUGGCAAAGCCUCAGAAAAGCCAAGUGCAGUGGGGAGAGACAGAGACCCAGGGGACAGGCAGCAGCUCCACAAAUCACACCAUGAUCACUCUUAGUCCUGUCACUUACUGUCGCUUGAGUGUCAGCUUCCUGAUGCGGAUGAGGUACUGGGUGAUCUUAGUGAAGCGCUGCUUGCACUUGUGUCGGAUGAACCGCGGCCAGUAGAUGAGGUUCUCAUCGA